Uranotaenia lowii is the source of this 12125-nucleotide messenger RNA. It is a transcript of the gene fz4, whose product is annotated as frizzled-4. Gene Ontology annotation, cellular component: plasma membrane. Gene Ontology annotation, biological process: non-canonical Wnt signaling pathway; canonical Wnt signaling pathway. The transcript has 3 exons. The record is from RefSeq and is a predicted model, not a curated record. Gene Ontology annotation, molecular function: Wnt-protein binding; Wnt receptor activity. The coding region runs from base 1962 to 3791 and encodes 609 amino acids. NCBI's taxonomy places the organism in Eukaryota, Metazoa, Arthropoda, Insecta, Diptera, Culicidae.
UUGUCAGUUCCUCGUGAGAGUUCUGUCGCGCCAGGCGCAAUUCGUUCAAGGUGGGUGCCCGGUUGAGAAGUGCAAAUCGAAGUGCGGUCACGCGGCGACGCGUUUUAUCACUUUUGUCAGGCCGUUGUGUUCGAAGGAAGGCUUGCGCGAAUUUACUCUCGCGUAUAUUGUAUCUCGCGUGCGCGGGGGUUGUUGUCUCAAAAAGGAAGAGGUUACCGCUGUCUAUAGUUUUUUCUUUGGCUUAUCUUUGGCUUAUGUAUGCGAAGCCGUUUUUUGUCGAAUGUUGUGGGUAUUGGCGCGAUUCAAACAUUUGGAUUUUAACAAGUUUUAUCUAAAUUAUGAUAAUUUUCGCCGUGGUGGCGUUAUUAACGUACUGAUUGUACUUUUAAUUUAUUGACACCUUUUGCGGGUGGUGAUCAUUGAGAGCUGGUUAACUGGAAGUAGCUGUUUAUCGGGUUAUCAGUGUCGUCCGAAGCGGUGCAAUUGUACUUGAGCAAAAUAGAAGUGCUAAACAGGGGGGUGAUGUGCAUGUAGCAAAACAACACUCGCAUGCUACGAAGAGCUGCCAAACACCAGUCUGUGCAGUGAGAAGUGACUCAAGAGGGAUCGAGGAUAAUGUAUUCAUAGCACAUGCAAAUUGUUAGCAUAUGUUUUAGAGCUAAGAUUGACUUGUCGCUCAUAAUUUCUGGUCGUAAAUCGCUAAUAUACUCCGCAGAAGAAUUCUAAGCACGAUUUAGUUCAACGUGUGUGGUAAUUGCGGCUUGAUGAUUUCGUAAAUAUUUCUAGUUUUGAUUAAAAACAAGCCGGACGGAUUGGUCGUAUUCGGCCUGAGCUUCAGCACGUUCUAGUUCCGCCUGUGAGUCUGAGAUUCGGCAAUAAAAAAGAUCUCAUCUGUUUAUGCGCGUAAACCGAGUUGUGCGGAAAUAUUUGCUGACCAUGUGUCAGUCCAGCCAGUGUGGAAAACUUUCUGGGGCUACUGUGAUUUAUUUAUAAAAGUGUGGGCCAUUUGAAAAUGAUGUUUGCUCAAAACUGCGAUGUACGAGAAUAAGCAAUAGCAGUUCGGAAUCGUUCUCAACAGGUGGUCUGUUUGAGUCUAUCCUAGAUAGCUUUUCGAAGGAAGAAAAAAAAAUCUGUGCUGGGAAAGUUCAUCCAAGUGCAGCCGUAACAAGAGGCAUUCGUGUGGUUCCACGAGAGCAGCAGACACCAAAAAAUGCUGUUUUCCAGUUUCGUGUCCAAAGAGGAAGAGGGCCGAUGGUAAAUUACAACAAAUAAUCGCCAUAACAAGACAUCCGACGACCGACGACCGGCUUCCAAAGCGAGAAUAUUGGCCCCAAAAGAAACGAGAAGAUUAUUAAGAAAGGCUAUAUAAGAAGGUUGCCUCAAAGCAGCAAUAGGAAAAGUUUCACGUUUCCAACUGGGCAAAGCUGAGCCAGAGACGGCGUUCUUCUGUUGUUGACUGGUACAUAACUGAAAACGGUGGACUCUCGACCGGGAUCCGCCGGAGCGAUUUGGAGUCGAAAAGAACCGCGUGAAUGAAUGGUAUUAUUUUUAUGAGAUGAGCAGACUGUUGUUGUGUAUGUAGAGUGUUCUGUUUUGUGGUCUUCGCCGUCCAAGUUCAAGAUUGCGACGCAGAUAGAUCGGUGAGGUGCAGUGUGGGGCUGCCUCCAUCUCCUUCUUCCGCAGAACUUGACGUUGAUGAUGGAGCUCGUUUCCAUCGUGGAUAUGCUGGUCGAGAUGAAUAUGAUGUAAAGCAAAAUAAUCACGGAAGAAAUCGACGCGCGCUACAAAAAAAAACUUGGGAAAAAACAUUACGAACUAAAAGUGAUCUUUGUCAGCUGUUCGUUUUUUUGUCUAGUCCUAGUGUGAAUGAGAAAGCUUCUCCAUCGAGAAACUCACAAGUGCAUUUGAGUUGAUCACGGAUUACUUUACGGGUGAUCUGUAUCCAAACAUUUUUUUUCAAUAUGGCUUUGAAAAUGGAGAAAACAAUCGCAUCCAGGAAUAGCUUGAGGCGCAGCAGCCUAACAAUGAUACUGCUGCUGACGUUUUUUGCUUACACCUCUGCAGUCAGUACUUCGGAUUUCGCGACUCAACGUACCUGCGAACCGAUUCGUAUCGAGCUAUGUCGAGGGAUUGGUUACAAUGAAACAUCGCUGCCAAAUUUGGUUGGCCACGAGCUUCAAUCCGAUGCCGAUUUCACGCUACAAACUUUUUCACCUCUCAUCCAAUACGGUUGCAGCAAGCAGUUGAAGUUUUUCCUGUGUGCAGCGUAUGUCCCCAUGUGUACGCCCAAAGUCACUAUGCCCAUAGGACCUUGCAGGGGACUCUGCCUAACCGUGAAAACACUAUGCCAUCCGAUCCUGCAAGGAUUUGGAUUCCCUUGGCCAUCCGCCCUCGACUGUAAUCGAUUCCCGGAGAAGAAUAAUCACGAACACAUGUGCAUGCAAGGUCCGGGUGAGCCCACGGAUAGUGUCAUCAUGAUCUCCAAAAACGAUCGGCCUUCCUGCCAGGGGCUCAUAAAAUCUCAUCUCUACGUCCGCCUUAAUCGAUCUGGACGUUGUGCUCCACUUUGCGAAGCAGACAUAAUGUUCGAACAAAACGAGAAACAUUUCGCUGAAGUUUGGCUCACCUCAUGGAGUGUAGCUGCCUUAUUCACGGCGAUCGUGGCCACCCUGUGCCUAAUUCUGUCCACAAAACGAUGGGACAAAAUCCUUAUGCCCCUGGUCAUCAGCCACUGUCUGGUCACGGUUGGCUGGGCCGUCCGUUGGCUUUCCGGGCGCAAUGCUACCGCUUGUGGUUACGAUAUACAGCUUCCCGGUGUUUCACUGCUCCUCACCGAUGGGCUGAUGACGGCACCGUGUGCGGCCACUUUCCUGCUGCGGUACUACUUCGGGAUGUCGGCAGCUGUUUGGUGGACAAUUUUGUGUUUGCGAUGGAGCAAAUCGGUGCGUCGGUUGCUGAACAGCGAGCUGGCUCCCGGGCCGGGCCUUACCGGGAUGGUGAUGGAUCCGCACGCGGUCGAGAAGGCCGAAUCGUCGACGUCCUACCAGACCGUGUUCCAGCUGGCCGCCUGGGGACUGCCGGCGCUGCUGACGGUGGUCGUCCUGGUGGCACGGCUCGUCGAUGCCGACGAGCUUUUCGGUUCCUGUUUCAUCGGAAACCAAUCGGACCGGGCUCUGCUGGGUUUUGUGACGGUUCCGCUGCUCACAUUCUGGGUCAUCGGUUCCGGGUAUCUCUUCACGGCCUACUUGAGGAAGCGAUCGGCAUCUGCUCUGUUGGUCAACAAUCUACCGGUUCACAUCAACGGGAUGGGAAAGUUCCUCUUCAUCUAUUCGGUUCCCAGCUUCUUGCUGCUAGCCGUGAUGUUCUACGAGUUCGCCUACCGGGAGAACUGGCUAAGUCUGCCACAUCCAGCAUCCACUGGGGAAUCGGCAGCCCUAAGCAAGGCACCCAUCUGGCCGUUCAUCGUACGUGCAGUCAUCGAGCUGCUGGUGGGCGUUUUGGCAUCGGCCUGGGCCGUCGGACCCCGGAUAGCGGGUCUCUGCCGCAGUAAAAUCAACAACCAAGUGUACAAACAACCGCAGCCAAAGUUCAACAGCUCACCGUACUCGGUGGCCUCGUACCAGACGGUUUGUCCCCAGAACUCACUGGUGUCGGUUUCGAUUGGCAAACUGCCCCCGCGUCAUGGUGCCGCCCGAAAGUAUCCGUCCCAUUCGCACAUCAACCGGAAGCCGCGAACCUACAAGGCGUCUUCGCAAACGAUCAGCCUCACCGGGAACGAAACGGUGCUGUAGGCCGCGUCGUAAUUACCUACGGAUAGGCGCGCGAUUCAGGGGACAAAACAGGGUCGAUAAUUUAUGGCGUACUCGGAUGCGUUACGUCGUCGGUGUAAAAUGUGAUAUUAAUUUUAAAAUCAAUUUUAAAUUAUUUUACGGAGCCUUUCUGGUUUAAUUACCGAUGCAUAGUAUAUGUUGUGCAUAUCUGUGUGUACUGUUUUGAGUUUGUAACGUUACGCAAAGCCGAAAAGAAAACCUUUUUAUUGAAAAUUGGCAACUUACGCGAGGUUUAUAAUUAUCUGUCGUAGAAAUUAUGACUCGUGAACUGACUGACAUUGAGAGACCGCCGACACAGAAAGCGAAAUGCAAAAACAUCCAAAAGAGGCACGAAAACUCCAGCCGCUGUCAACAAGCACAUUGUCAACGGGUUCGGUUCGGUAUAUCAAUCGCGAUGCACAAUAUGCAUAAUUACCUACUCAUAUUCAGGGUGUGCGCUCGGAUGCCAACCCUUUAAGCCAUUCAACGUUAAUUGAAUUUAUGCUCUGAUUUACAUCAUCCAAGAAGGAGAGACACAACUAAAACAACCCUCAAUCUACAGUUGGACCGUCGAAAACAUCCUUAAACUGUUCGAAAUUGGAACAGUUACCCUAUGAUGGAUGCAGAUUCCGAAAAAGGCAACCCAACAUCUAGGGGGGUGUAACAGCAUCUACACAUAUCUUUAAGUAACGAUUUAUGUAGGUCGUAAAUUGGUUCCAAUCUUUAGGUGCUUGUUGUUGUCGUACAUUCCUAUAUGCGGAGAUCAGUCACCAGAUACCGCACAAUCGACAUUGCAAAUUAGCAGGUUCAAGUGGUCCACCGAACUCAGCGCGACAUGUUUGGAAACAUGUUUAUCCUGCCGUUUUCACGAUUUCGAAACCUAUAACCACGUAUAACUCUUGUUCGGCAAGUUUCAGAAUUAGGUUUCAAGCUUAGGAUCCCAAAUUUAAAUUCAAAAUUCCGAAUUCAGAAUCAUAAUUCGGAUUCAGAAUUCAGAUUCUGUGAAGAGAUUAAUCAACGUAACUCAUGUUUGUUACUUUUUUUUUUUUUUUUUUUAAAUAUGUCUUUAUUUGUAUCAAUUCAUCAUUACAUUUAUAUUACAUUUUUUCAUUAAAUUAGGUGUUCAGCUCAAUAAUGAACUGUUCAGAGCCCUAUAGUUAACUAGAUAUUAAAAAUUUAUUUGUAAGAAUUAAAUUUGCUUAGCGCAAUUAAGAAUUUAAUGUAGGAGAACAUCCUGUAAUGGCAAAAAUAUUUUAAACUUAAAACUAAACACUAUCCUAAAAUUAAACUAGUUAUAAAGAGAACGAAUCUCUGCGAUGGAAGACUGCAUCGAUUUGCCUCUGAAGUUGGAGAUGAUUUUGUUGGCCAUCUCUUCGAUCGAUUCAAUGCCCGCAAUCCGAUGAAGAUCUUCGGUGCUGUGCCAAGGUGGAAGCCGCAAAAUCAUUUUCAGAACCUUGUUCUGAAUCCUCUGGAUGGCUUUCUUCCUCGUCGCGCAGCAGCUAGACCAAAUCGGAACUGCAUACAUUAUCGCUGGUCGAAACACUUGUUUGUAGAUAAGUAACUUAUUUCGCAGACACAACUUGGAUUUCCUGUUGAUGAGAGAAUAAAGAGAUUUAGUAUAUUUAUUACACUUAGAUUGAAUAUCUUCAAUGUGAUUUUUAAAAGUAAGAUUCCGAUCAAGUGUAAGUCCCAAGUACUUCACGUGAUCAGACCAUUCUAAUGAAACCCCAUUAAAAGUUAUGGAAUGAUUUUCAUUAGGUUUUAAAAAUUGAGCUCUUGGCUUAUGGGGAAAUAAAAUAAGUUGAGUUUUGGAAGCGUUAGGAGAAAUUUUCCACAUUUUCAAGUAAUUCAAAAAGGAAUUUAAAUUUUGUUGCAAUCUACUGCGUACCACCCGUAAAUUUCGACCUUUGGCCGAAAGCAAAGUAUCGUCAGCAAAUAAUCUUCUACCUUUUCCUUCUGGGACAUCAGGAAGAUCAGAAGUAAAAAUAUUGUAUAAGAUUGGCCCAAGUAUACUGCCCUGAGGGACACCAGCUCUAAUGGGUGUCCUUUCAGAGCAUGCAUUUUGAUAGCUUACUUGUAAGGUUCGGCUAGUCAAAUAAUUUUGAAUAAUUUUGGUGAGAUAUACAGGAAAAUCAAAUCGAGCUAAUUUAGCUACUAAACCUUUGUGCCAAACACUGUCAAAAGCUUUUUCAAUAUCAAGAAGAGCAACACCAGUUGAAUAACCCUCAGAUUUGCUAGCGUUAAUCAUAUUAGUUACACUCAAAAGUUGAUGUGUAGUAGAAUGUCCAUGACGAAAACCAAAUUGUUCAUCAGGGAAAAUAGAAUUCUGAUUAAUGUGAAUCAUCAUUCUAUUCAAAAUAACUCUCUCAAAUAGUUUACUUAAAGAUGGAAGCAAACUAAUUGGUCGAUAACUUGAAGGCUCUGAAGCACUUUUUCCAGGUUUUAAAAUUGGAGUUACUUUGGCAUUUUUCCAUUUAUUGGGAAAAUAAGCCAAGUGAAAACAUUUAUUGAAGAUUUUAACUAAAAAAUUUAAAGUGCUUUCAGGCAACUUUUUAAUAAGAAUACUAGCAGACCCGGUAAACUUCGUCUUACCAUUUUAAACUUGGCGUCUAUUUCAUUUUUUUUCGCUGUUUGACUUAAAAAAAGCAUCAAAUCUUGAGUUGUUAAUCGUCUCGCUUUCUUGAACAUGUCCUAGUUUUUAAACGUAUCAAUCUUUUCCGUUUGCUAGAAUUGGCCUGCUCAAUUAUAUCGGAAUCAAAUCUAGGAAUUUUAACUCAAUUCUACGGGUCUUUUAACUGAUUAUUCAAAAAAUAUCUCCAAUCAAUUUUACAUACAUCUUACAUGAAUCCUUUUAAUUUACAUUUCUUUGAUUCGGAUGCUUUGAAUAUUGCCGAAUGAUAUCAGGUAUCAGCUUCCCGUUGCAAAUUCAAUUUUUUCAGCACUCAACGUUACCAUCAAACUUGGUAAAUCUCAUGCUUAAAAAAAUCCACUCUUUAUAACUUGUUCCAUAAAUAACAUAUGUUGAUUAUCUAUGUUUCAUUUAUUGUAUACAAUUUAGUUGAUUGACUCCGCUUUGCUCGAGUUCACUUUAAGGUUUAAAUCGAAAUCAAAAAUUUCUCAUUUAUUGGAAUUUAUUGCAUAUGAAACUUUAUGGAAGAAGAAUUUUGAAUAUCAGGACAAUUUUUGGAGUGUUUGCUCAAUAUUCUGCCUAGCGCAGCACUUUUAGCUCCCGAGUAGCUUUUGAUGGUAUAUUUUUUAGAACUGAAGAAAUAAAAACAUUAGAUAAGAUUUUUUUCAAACCAUUUUCAAGCAGCUUCACUUUCCUCACAUUUGGAAGCAGUGGUUAUUUAUAUCCAUAUUUUCAUCAAAAUCAUGUCCAAAAAAAAGGUUCGCCCAUUUUUUUUUAGCAAAAAUUGCUAAUUAAAUCAAGAAGUCUUGAUUUAUUGGGUUAAUAUUCAAAGAAAUUUUAUUUGGUUUUGAAAGGAGAAAAGAUAUGAUUAAAUUUUUUGUUAUUCAACCGAAUUAAAGCAUUUUUAUCUUCUUUUUCAUCCUUUAAUACAUACCUGCCAAUAUAAACCAUUGUUGUCUGAUUUAAAAUUUUCCUAAACAGUGUUAAAGGUGAUUUGCUAUUCUGUUUAAGAUUAUGUGAUUUUUCAAGAUUCAAUAAGAUUAAAUUGGAACGCAGGUUUUAAAAAAUUUAAUACAUAAAAAAAAACUAAUCUUUUAAGGCCACGAUGAUUUCAUGAGUUCAUUCUUUUUUUCUGGAAAUUUUCAUGUAAAUUUACCUCGACAUUUAAAAAUUUUAAAUAUCCGUUCAGAUUUAACACUCGGGAUACCCUAUCUGACUAUUUUAGAGAAAAAUUGGAAUAUGUUUCAUGACUUAAAGGCGCAUUGCCACUUGUUUCACCGUGCGAAAUGACAGGAGUUAAUUUUAUUUUCAACAUUUUUAGAUCAUAACAAAAACUUAUAAAAAAACAAAUUCAGCUUCUGCUAUCAAAAUAAUUAUGCUUCUGGAAUAUCAAUCACAAAAAAAAUGUCAACAAAAAAUCGGAUCUAAAGUCUCACCUACGUAAUCAAAAUAUGUUAAACACACAUUUAUGUAAAGUACGUACUUGAAUUCUGUGUAAACAAAUAGGGAACCUGUAAACGGUUUUUUGGUGAACGAUUUAAAAAAAAAGUUAAGUUUAUUUAGUCAGAUUGUUUAUUUGGGCCCAACCAUUUAUAAACUUAGAAAUCAUGUAUACAUUUUUUGUAAAUGUUGAACGUUCUCACUUCAUUGCAUUCGGCCUUCAAAUGAACAUCAAUCUUAUAUAAUCCAUUUUAAAGGACAGGCUCUUGUUCAAUUCAUGUGUCUGUUCAUUUGCAACGGAUUUUGUGGUUGUUUUAUAAAUUUAAUGGCGCAUGAUACAACUUCUGUGAAGCACAUUUGUACAUGUUUGAAAAAUAUUUCUAGCGUUUUGGAUUAUAAACCAAGUCUUUCCACUUUUCUUUUUUCAAAUGUCCACAAAGAGUCAUACCAUUAUUUCAUACGUAUCAGUACUAAAUUCAUAUUAUUUAGACAACAAUUCUUUCUUGAAAUAACACGAAUUGAAGUUUUAAUUUUUUCAAAUAGUUUGAAUGGUUUUGAUUUGAUCGGCAAAAUAUUAAUCUGGGUCACAUAUGGGCGUCAUUCAUUACUACAUAUGUGCUGUACAAAUGAUCUAGGAAUCAAGAAGAAAAAACACAUCUAGGCUUCAUGUGGUCACCACAUGCAUCGAAAUUAUGCUUGGUUGAGAAAUGCGCGCCCAAAAUUUCUCACUAAACAGUAUGCUAUGCCAUAGUUACUAACCUCCUACGACGUUUGCUUGCGACGCCUUGACCAUAGAGACGAAAAACAAACCGCCCGCCCGGCGCCCAAAGUAAAGAAAAUCUCGAAAAAAUUGAAGGCCAUGACUUUAAUUUGAUUCAUUUUAUUACAAAUUUAAUGAUUACGGACAAUUGAUGCGACUUUUUGUUGUUUUUAUUCGAUAUAAACCGAUUCGCAUGGCUACAGAAUAUUCUAAAAAUAAUUUCAUUCGAAUCGUUUCGGUCCUUUCGGAGGAGUAGUACUACAAACACCGUUACAAGAGAAUUUUAUAUAAUAGAUAGAAAAUCCCAUCUUCCCCUGGGGCUUUCAUAUUUUUAAAUUUUUUGCAAAUCAAUUUAAGUUCAUCAAUAUUUGUCUCACAAGAACUUUCAAAUACAUUUUGUUUAGAAAGAAUAUCAUCAAAUUCAAGGGAAAUUUGAGCAUCAAUUGGACUUACAACGUUCAAAUUAAAAUCAUGAGCAGACUCAAAUUGUUGGGCCAAUUUUUGAGCUUUUUCUGCAUUCGUUAAAAGAAGUUUAUCCCCGUCUUUCAAAGUAGGAAUUGGCUUCUGGGGCUUUUUCAGAAUUUUAGUUAAUUUCCAAAAUGGCUUUGAGUAGGGUUUUAUGUCCUCUACUGCUUUGGCAAAAUUUUCAUUACGAAUGAAAUUUAAACGACGUUUGAUCUCUUUUUGAAGGUCGCAAUAAAUAAAUUUCAAAUAAGGAUCCCUAGUACGUUGAUAUUGGCGUCGACGAAUGUUUUUCAGUCGUAUCAAAAACUGAAGAUCAUCAUCAAUUAAAGGUUGAUUAAAUUUAUGUUUAACUUUGGGUAUUGAAGCGGCUUUAGCAUUGACUAUUGAAGUUGUCAAAUUUUCUACAGCCAAAUCAAUAUCUUCAAUUGAAUUCAGUGGAACGUUUACAUUCAAAUUACGUUCAAUAAAAUUCCUAUAUCGCUCCCAGUCAGCUUUUUGAAAGUUAAAAGUUGAUUUUAAAGGGUUUUCAAUGGGACUUUGGGAUAAAGAAAAAGUUACUGGAAGGUGGUCUGAAUCGAGGUCCGCAUGAGUAACUAAUUGACUACAAUGCUCGCCUAAAUCCGUUAGAACCAAAUCAAUUGUGGAAGGAUUUCUAAUCGAAGAGAAACAAGUAUGCCCAUAAGGAUAUUCAACAGUGUAAUAACCUGCAGAGCAGUCAUUAAAUAAAAUAUUCCCAUUUGAAUUUGAUGAAAUAUUAUUCCAAGAUCGGUGUUUUGCAUUAAAGUCACCAAUAACAAAAAAUUUAGAUUUAUUUCUGGUGAGUUUUUGUAAAUCUCCCUUCAAAAAAUUUUUCUGUUCACCGCUGCAUUGAAAAGGCAAAUAUGCGGCAAUAAUUAUAAUUUUCCCCAUAGAAGUUUCUAAUUCAAUUCCAAUUGUUUCUAAGACUUUUGUAUUGAAAGAAGGAAGAAGUCUAAAUUUGAGACGACUAUUGAUGACAAGAGCUACACCCCCACCUUGUCGAUCAAGUCGAUCAUUUCGCAAAAUUUUAAAGAAAGCAUUGCUUUUCAAGUUAAUGUCUGGCUUUAAAAAAGUUUCAGUGAUGGCAGCAAUAUGUAUGUUUUGAGUUUUCAAAAAUAAAAAGAAUUCAUCUUGGUUAGCCAGCAAAGAUCUAGCAUUCCAAUUCAUAAUAUUUAAACAUCUAUUUGGAUCCAUGAGGGAAUCGUAAAGUCAUAAUAAUUUUGUUAGCAUAAUUAAAAGAAGUUUGGAAAGCUUCAAACAUUGAAUUUGCUUUCAACAUAAGUUGCAUCAUUUCCAUUAAAUUUUGAUGCAAAAAUUUUAAUCUUUCCUCAGUAAUCUCACCCAAAUCAACAAAAUUGUUAGGAUCAGAAAAUGAAAGAGAAGAAAAAGUAUUUGAAUUUCGGGGAUUUUCCCAAGCCUUCGCAUGAACGUUGAGACUUGGUUUUUUCCCAUUUUUAUUAGUUAUGCCUGGAGAGGGCAACCCAUUUUCAACCACCUCUGAGAACGAUAAACAACGAGUCUGUGGCGCAGAAUCAGCCCAGGUAACAUUAAAAUCACUUCGGGUAUUACCCAGCCGUGAUUCCAAUGUAGACCGAGGCUGAAUGCGAACAGGCAGGUUGUUUGCCGGCCCGACGUGUGAAGACGAAAAAGAGGAAGGAGAAGAAACUUUUCUGGAAACUUUGGGAUUUUUCCUAGAAGCAAUAAUUUUUGCCCUGAUGGGACAGUCUAGCGAAUUCGAGGAAUGAUUACCUGCGCAAUUUGCACACUUGAAAAAUUCUGUUUUUGGUUUAUCACCACCAUAAAGGCAUUUAGAUUUUUCAUGAUCGAAUGAGCCGCAAAGCAUGCAUCUGGCAUUCAUUCUACAAUUUUUAGUGCCGUGACAAAAAGCUUGACAACGACGACAUUGUGUAAUAUUUUGAAGGAAAUUGGUUGAAGAUUUUCGAAAAGGUUCGAAUUUGACUCGACAAUGAAACAUAAGACGAGCCUUUUCAAGAAUUUGCAAAUUAUUAACUUGAUCCUUUUUAAAAUGGAUCAAAUAAAGCUCAGGAGCAAAACCAACACUACUGAUAUUAUUCGUGUUGGUUCUUUUCCUCAUUUGAAUUACUUGAAUUGGAGAAAAACCUAACAAAGAAUUUAAUUCAGAUGUGAUCUCAUCCGGUGUCUGAUCGCCGGUGAGACCACGAAGUACAACUUUAAAUGGACGAUCACUUCUAGUGUCGUACGUAAAAAAUUGAUGUUUUUUAUUAUUCAAAUAAUUUAAAAUUUUUUGAAAAUCAUUAAAAGAUUCCGCCAAAAUACGAGCAGUUCCCCUUCGACCGAUCUGAAAAGAAAUCUUCACAUCCUUGACGGAAGUGACGAUUUCUUUCCGAAAGGCAUUGAAGUCAGGAAUCGUGACCGUAAUUGGUGGAACCUUUUCGUUUUUAAGAGUAUAAGAAGAAGAAGGUUUCUUAGUUCUCUUAUCAGAAUUAAAUAUGAAUAUUUCCUCAUCACCGAUGUUAUGAAGGACAUCGAAUGAAUUGGAAAUUUCAACUUUUUUGGCAGAUGGCCCUGGAUUAGGUUCAGCAAUCCGUUUUCUUCCGGCCCUUGAGCCGGCCGAAGACUUCCCCAUGCUGGAAAGAAAAGAGAAAAAUAUGAAUAAAAGAAAAUAGAAAUAAUUUUAGCACUGAAAAGUGCUGAUUGAAAAACAGGUAAGGAAAAAAUAAUAAUGUAAAAAUGUUCCUGCAGGUACACAGCAACGAUACGAUGCUCCGGCGUACGUGUUGACGGCUCAACGGUACAGAUGGAAGUGAUGUUUGUUACUUAAUUUAUCGGCUUCAACGGUGGAAAGUGAUUUCCAUUUUACACCUUAAGAAAUGAGAGAUGGUGAAAAUGAGCGGGUAGAAUUAAUUUAGAAGCCUUAUCAUCACAUACCAAUUAUUUGUUCAGCACGGGCCAAUUUUUAUGAAGUGGUAGAUACAGGUAGAAGUGCAAACAGAAAUUAUGUUCAUUAAUCUCUUUAUAGAAU